Molecule: messenger RNA, 1441 nt
Organism: Glycine soja
Lineage: Eukaryota; Viridiplantae; Streptophyta; Magnoliopsida; Fabales; Fabaceae
Product: oxysterol-binding protein-related protein 4B-like
Exons: 7
Coding region: 192-1328 (378 amino acids)
Cellular component (GO): membrane; cytosol; intracellular membrane-bounded organelle
Molecular function (GO): sterol binding
Source: RefSeq, a predicted model, not a curated record
AGUCAAAUAUUAUUUAUAGACACCCCUGUGGACGGUGAUGAGGUUCAUGGCAAAGGCUUAUCCAUUGAUACGCCGACUCUGAUUCUGAUAAAAACAGCACUUAUUCAAAUAUUCAGCUAAGCAAUUUUCAGUUCAUUCAGUUGUGAUUUCAUCAAGACAAGUUGCAAAUACAUAGUUAGAUACAUACAUGCAUGGAGACAAAAAUAGUGCUCGCAAGGCCAUUCUCGCUAGAGAGCGAAUCAGACCCAGAUGCAAAUUAUAAAGCUCCAAAUAUUUUGCGGCGCAUAUUAAGUCUCUUCAGUAAUGUGCGCCCAGGAUCUGAUGUCUCUUGCUUCAAGCUGCCACCUGUGUUCAACAUGCCGAAGUCAGAGCUUCAGUGCUAUGGGGAGUGUGUAUAUUCCACAGCGUUAGACAUGCUAAGCAACAUCAACAGAGGCAACACACCAUUGGAUAGACUCAUAUCUGUUGUUGCAUGGAGCAUUUCUACCGUACGCCCCCUGUGGUUUGGUGUUGCUCCCUACAAUCCCACUCUUGGUGAGACUCAUCAUGUUUCCAAAGGAAACCUCAAUGUCUUACUCGAACAGGUUUCACAUCACCCUCCGGUAUCUGCUCUCCAUGCCACCGAUGACAAGGAAAACAUAGAAAUGAUAUGGUGCCACUCUACUGUUCCAAAAUUCACAGGUACUUCAGUUGAAGCUCACGUGCAUGGCAAACGGCAGCUGAAGCUCCACAAUCAUGGAGAGACCUAUGAAAUGAAUGCUCCUAAUCUCCUUAUCAGAAUUUUUCCAAUCCCUGGGAAUGAUAAUGUUGGCGAUGUCAGUAUCCGGUGCCUAGAAACUAACCUUGUGGCAGAAUUAAGCUACAUAAGCCAAUCUUUCUUUCGGUUUGGGACAAAUCGGAGACAGAUUAAAGGAAAGAUCAUUGAUUCAUUGUCUGCCAAGCUUCUGUAUAAAAUUGAAGGUCAUUGGGAUAGUACUGUAACAGUGAAGAAUACAGACAAUGCAGAAGUAAGAGUGAUAUACGAUGCAAAUGAAGUUAUUUCAGGACUCCAAGCUCCUAUUGUCAUGGAUCCGGAGAGUGUGUGGCCAACAGAAACCACUCUUGUUUGGAGUGAGUUGAGCCAAGCCAUCGUGAACAAAGACUGGGAAAAAGCAACAGAAGCAAAGAAAACAGUGGAGGAAAGACAAAGGGAGCUCCAAAGAGAAAGAGAGUCAAAAGGGAAAACUUGGAUUCCUAAACACUUUAGAGUGUCUUAUAGCAAAGAAGAGGGUUGGGACUGUUCACCAAUUCAAAAGUCAGUCCCAAACGCCCCUAUCGUCACCUUGUAAUGUGCUAAUUAUAUAUGUAUGGUUUAUGUGUGCUAAUUAUAUAUGUAUGGUUUAUGUGUUUGAGUAAGUGUUAAUAAAAUUGAUUAUGAAAUGAUGUGAUUUAUAUGUUUGAA